Molecule: messenger RNA, 310 nt
Organism: Eremomyces bilateralis CBS 781.70
Lineage: Eukaryota; Fungi; Ascomycota; Dothideomycetes; Eremomycetales; Eremomycetaceae
Exons: 2
Coding region: 14-271 (85 amino acids)
Source: RefSeq, a predicted model, not a curated record
CGAAGGCAUCACCAUGGUGGCGGAUACCGAGAGAGGUCUCCCUCCGGCGUACCACGAGAUCGAGCCCCGGUUCAGCUGGAACAAGACGAAGGGUGCGAUUACUAAAGGCUAUAACGAAUACGGCCCCAAGGUGGCAGAAUUUAUUGGCACAUUGAUUGCCGGAGCAAUAGCUCUUGCUGUCCUUAUUGCUUGCCUCCUCGCAGGGAUACUUUUGAUCGCAUGGCUCGGCCAACAGCUGGCAAAGUUGUUAAACGACAUGGGCAUAUAUUAGGAGCAUUGAAUUUUGAUUGUUUUGGGAUGGUGCACUGCG